AGCUUUCAAGUCAACUUCCAAGAGGACGUCGAUAGGGCAAUUGGCAGAAGACUCAUCGUCCUUCGACCAGACCUCCUUGCACUGCCAUGCUUGGAGUCUUAGUCAAUUCCCUUGCCACUCUCCACAAGAGGAGUACAACAAUGAAGGAGUCUACUCCAACGUCGCCUACCAAAGGGAGAUUUGUCAAUAAGGUGAGGGGAUCGGGGUUCCUAAAGAUUAGCCUCGAUGAUCUCGCCAUCGAGUUGUUUGACUCUUCCUUGAGAGGUCACUCAAAUUCACAGAAUGCUAACGUCAACUCCAAGAAUGGAGGAGGACAAGAGAGUGUAACACAGAGAAAGGGGUGGUUAGUGUUAAGGCACACGUCAAGAAGCAUGUGUAGCAAUAACGGUGCCGUGGGAAGAGGAGUUUCGGAAAGUGCUAAUUCAAGGAGAUCCUGGGAGGAAGAGAUUGAAUAGAAUGGAUGAUGAUGAGAGGAUAAAUGUUUAAUUUAA
This is a messenger RNA of Rubroshorea leprosula, 491 nucleotides long. The record is from the annotation of a GenBank genome assembly. NCBI's taxonomy places the organism in Eukaryota, Viridiplantae, Streptophyta, Magnoliopsida, Malvales, Dipterocarpaceae.